CAUUUACUGAAUAUGUAGACAGGCCUAACUCACUGCACAUCUAUCUAUCCAUGUACGUCUGGAAUUUAGAUUGCUUGUUUAAUAUAAAUGUUGGAGGCUCCAUAGCAAUCAUACACUCUCCAAGGUGUUACUAAUAAACUCAUAUGUUCACUCACAAUAAGAAGCCACAGACAGAGCAAAGCACAAAUCAGGACAUAUACUAAUCAUAUGAGAAUGGAUCUUUUGUGGAUGAUUUUUAAUCAAAAUCCUCAGCUGGCAUACCAGUUGUUCACUAUACCCUUGGCUUUUUUGUUUUACAGCUUGGCUACACAAGGAUAUCUCACUCUGUUUAACAGGCAUAUCUGUCUGGCGUUGGGAGGAUUCAUCGUUGCCAUUCUGACUAUGGGUCCAUACAGCACGCUGCUGUUUAUCACCUUUAUCACAUUUGUGUUACUGGUGCGCUUCAUGGAACCAGUUCAUAUUCACUACUGGAUUUUUGGGCUGCAGAUGUGUUGGCAAACAUUGUGGCACUUCUAUAUGCAGUACCAACACUACUGGCUGCAGGAACCUCCAGAUUCCAGGUUUGUCCUGGCCAUGUCUGCUUUAAUGCUUCUCAGUCAGAGAGUUACGUCAGUAUCAAUGGAUCUCCAGGAAGGAAAAGUCAUCAGGAAUUUCCGAGGAAGCUUCCAGAGCCAAGUUGUUUGCCUCGCUCCUUUCAUGAGCUACACUUUGUAUUUUCCUGCCCUUAUUGGAGGACCGCUUUGUCCAUUCAACACUUAUGUGAACUUCGUGGAGCAGAUAAGUGUCAAUAGACCACCUUCUCCUCUUACCAUUCUGCCUUGGAAGAUGUUGCAGGUUUUACUUCUGCUAGUUCUCAAAUUUCUCCUUACAGGUGUUCUACAAUCAAGCAUAUUCAGCCUAAGUAGCUCUCCAAGUAUAUUAUGGAUCUGGAUCUUCUCCCUGGUGCUCAGAUUGACUUAUUAUGUUCACUGGAAAAUAAGUGAAUGUGUUAACAAUGCAGCAGGAUUAGGUUUCAGUGGCUACAGUACAACCGGAGGUGCAUUGUGGAAUGGACUUUCUGAUGGUGAUGCAUUUGAGAUUGAAACCUCAAGUAAUAUUUCAGCCUUUGCUCGCCUCUGGAACAGGACAACAGCUGCCUGGUUACGCAGAUUAGUGUUUCAUAGGAGCAGCAAGAUGCCGGUGCUUAUGACUUUCUGCUUCUCGGCUUUGUGGCAUGGCUUGUACCCAGGUCAAGUGGCAGGUUUCCUUGGAUGGGCUGUAGCUGUGUUAGGAGACCACAAGCUACACAAACACCUUUCUCCAAGGCUCACCACAGCUUGGAGGAAAGGCUUGUUUACUUGUCUAAGCUGGCUCUACACUCAGGUUGUCAUCGCUUGUGUUGUGGUCACAACUGAACUUCAAAGUUUGGAGGCACUCAUGCUGUUUUGUACAACACACAUUGCUCUAUUUCCACUUGCAAGCAUUUUAAUACUGUUCAUUUUAUAAGACUUCAGUAUACACUCACCGGUCACUUUAACAGAAACCCCUGUACACCUGCAAUUAUCCAAUCAGUCAAUCAUGAGGCAGCAGCAAAAUGCACAAGAUCAUGCAGAUACAGGUCAAGAGCUUCAAUUAAUGCUCAUAUCAAACAUCAGACUGUGGAAAAAUGUGAUCUCAGUGACUGUGGCAUGGUUGCUGGUGCCAGACAGGCUGGUUUGAGUAUUACAGAUUACUAUUUCAACAGUCUCUAGAAUUUACAUCCAGUGAGCAGUAGUCCACUAUGGGCAGAAACACCUUGCAGAUGUUAGGGGUCAGAGAAGAAUGGAAUGGUUGGUUUAAGCUCAUAACUCCUAACAAAUAACUCAAAUAAACUCUCUUUACAACCAUGGUGAAAAGCUGAAUCCUUAAGUUGGAUGAACUACAACAGCAGAAGACCACAUUGAAACUGUACAGUUGACAAUCAGAAAAAACAUUGCCUGGUCUUUUUCUGAUUUUCACCUGUCCAGUUUCGGUGAGCCUGUGCUCACUUUACCCUCAGAUUCCCAUUUAUGGCUGAUAAAACUGGAACCUGAUGUGGUCGUCUGCUGUUGUAGCCCAUCUGGCUCAAGGUUCAACAUGUUGUGCAUUCUGAGAUAUUUUUCUGCUCUCCAUGGUUGUAAAUAGUACUUAUUUGAUUUACUAUGCCCUUAUGAUAUUCCAAUUAAAGUGGCCAGUGAGUGUAAAAAGCUUAUGAUGUUCAAUUAUCUUUUUUCCCCAUUUUAUUACACAAAAAAAGCAAUAUCAAGGCAGUCGACAAUUAGUAAUGAUUAAUAAGUGAUGGGGAAUAAACAAUUGUGAUUUGUGCAAUGUGUAGAUAUAUACAGAUAUGUCUGUGUAAGUGUGUGUGUCUGUUGUAGGUGUAUAUUUGAGAUCAUUUGAGGAAAUAAACAAAUGCACUUAUGGAAAUGUUUCGUGUCUGUGUGUGUGUGUGUGUGUGUGUGUAUGAGAAUAUGUCUACAUAAGUGUGUCUGUUGGUGUGUGUUAACAUAUG
Ictalurus punctatus (channel catfish) is the source of this 2509-nucleotide messenger RNA. It is a transcript of the gene mboat4, whose product is annotated as membrane bound O-acyltransferase domain containing 4. The transcript has 3 exons. Gene Ontology annotation, molecular function: serine O-acyltransferase activity. Gene Ontology annotation, cellular component: endoplasmic reticulum membrane. Gene Ontology annotation, biological process: peptidyl-serine octanoylation; lipid modification. The record is from RefSeq and is a predicted model, not a curated record. The coding region runs from base 208 to 1485 and encodes 425 amino acids. NCBI's taxonomy places the organism in Eukaryota, Metazoa, Chordata, Actinopteri, Siluriformes, Ictaluridae.